Suillus paluster is the source of this 408-nucleotide messenger RNA. RefSeq lists its product as uncharacterized. Lineage: Eukaryota; Fungi; Basidiomycota; Agaricomycetes; Boletales; Suillaceae. The transcript is spliced from 2 exons. Bases 1 to 408 code for a protein of 135 amino acids. The record is from RefSeq and is a predicted model, not a curated record.
AUGAAGACAGUCAACAUGUGCAUUAGACGGCAGAUGGAGGUAUUAUUGAACAGCCUGCAUGAGAUUCUUUCUGAAGCAUUUGCCACCUUGGCAAUUCCAGGUGGGUGUGUUGAUGGGCAGCUGAUGAGCUACAAUGAUGCUAGUGGAGAUUGGGAGACAGCGGAGCAGAGGGAGCAAAGUUUUAGGGACUUAGUGGAACAGGCAAAGCAUGACAAGGCAUCCAACACUAGGAACAUCUGGGGAUUGGUAUGCCUCACCCAGGCACUGAGAAUGGAGGCAGAGGAGGUGGUGAAGGAGUGUGCACUCUGGGAUGACAGUGAUUCUGGGCACAAGAAGGACUAUAGUCCAGUGUCAGUUGCUAAAGAGCAACCAACAGAGGACUUGCUACCUAUGGGCAAGUCUAUGUAA